AUGCAUCGCACAACAGCAGCAGCCCUCCUCGCCAUGCUGGGCACGGCGACGUCCUCCCCCGUCAACAUCUCACCGCGCCAGGCCGACUUCUCCGCCAACACGCAGAACGGCCUGCAAGGGGGCCAGUGCGCGAACAUGAUCGUCGUCUUCGCCCGCGGCACCACGGAGGGCGGCAACGUCGGCACCAUCGCGGGCCCGCCCUUCUUCCAGUCCCUGGCGACCCAGGUCGGCGGAAACCUCGCCGUGCAGGGCGUCGAGUACCCGGCCGACAUCCCGGGCUUCCUGGCCGGCGGCGACGCCAACGGCUCCCAGGAGAUGGCCACCCUCACCCAGCAGGCCAUCACCAACUGCCCCAACUCGGCCGUCAUCAUGUCCGGGUACUCCCAGGGCGGCCAGCUCGUGCACAACGGCGCGGCGAUGAUGCCGGCGGAUAUGGUGGCCAAGGUUGCCGGUGUUGUGAUCUUCGGUGAUCCGCUCAACGGUCAGGCCGUCCAGGGCGUCGACGCUUCCAAGACCAAGGUCAUCUGCCACAACGGCGACAACAUCUGCGAGGGCGGCAACCAGAUCCGCCGCGCGCACUUGACCUACGGUAACGAUGCCGACGAGGCCGCCCAGUUCGCCGCCUCAAUGAUGGCGGCUGCCGCGCCCGCUGCUCCCCCUGCCGGCGCGUGA
Colletotrichum karsti is the source of this 672-nucleotide messenger RNA. Its product is annotated as cutinase. NCBI's taxonomy places the organism in Eukaryota, Fungi, Ascomycota, Sordariomycetes, Glomerellales, Glomerellaceae. Gene Ontology annotation, molecular function: cutinase activity. Bases 1 to 672 code for a protein of 223 amino acids. Gene Ontology annotation, cellular component: extracellular region. Gene Ontology annotation, biological process: carbohydrate catabolic process. The record is from RefSeq and is a predicted model, not a curated record. The transcript has 2 exons.